AUGGUUCGUAAGUAUGAAAUAUUAAUGGUUAAUGGAAAAGAACGCUUGAUAAAACCAAUACCAGAAAAUAAUAAUACUAUGCUUUAUUAUGUAUCAAAUGAAGAGCUUUUUGAUAUUCUUCAUACUACUCAUUCGUCUAUUGGACAUGGUGGGAGAAAUCGAAUGGUUGCGGAAAUAAAAAAUAAGCCUUUAAAAAGUAAACGUGCAGAGGAGAUUGCAUAUAAUUUACUUGACAUUUAUACGACCUUUGGCGCACCAGCUAUUUUGCAGUCAGAUAAUGGCCGUGAAUUCGUAAAUUCGACUAUAACUGAACUGCACAAUAUGUGGGAAGACGUCAAAAUUGUUCAUGGUAAACCGAGGCACAGCCAGAGCCAAGGUUCUGUGGAACGAGCAAAUAGAGAUGUAGAGGAUAUGUUGGCUACGUGGAUGGCAGAAAACAAUAGUACGGAUUGGCCCUCUGGUUUGAAAUUUAUUCAGUUUCAGAAAAACCGAGCUCUUCAUUCAGGUAUUGGAAGAUCUCCUUAUGAAGCCAUGUUUGGCUGUACUGCCAGAACAGGACUAUUAUCGAUUGGUCUACCAAAUGAUGAAAUAAAUUCAUUAAGAACAGAAGAAGAUGUAGAAGAAUUGUUAAAGCAAAUGCAAGAAACUGGAUUACACGAUUCAAAACAAAAUAUUGAAGAAGUUAUUUCACCGAUUUCAGAACAGCAAGAAAAUAUGAUGGAUACAGAUACAAACCUAAGAAAAUGUGAAAGAUGUUUUAUUUUCCUGGAAGCAGACAAUGAAAGUACAAAUUGCAUGAAUUGCCAACGUCAUGAGCAAAUACAGAAUGAACGACAUAAAUCAAGUGAAUGCUUAAAGAAACAAGCCAAAAAAAUGAUGACUAUUUCAAAUAAGAAAUUUACUCCGCUAGAAGUUGGUACCACAGUUAAAGUUUCAAUACCCGAUGUUGAUCGAGCACGUGGAUCGCCACGAAACCUAUUAGCAGUUAUUACCCAGGUUGAAGAUGAUUUAUAUAAAUUAGGUACAGAGAACGGCAUUAUUAAACAUUUGUAUACUCGAUCGCAGAUCGAUCCCUGCAAAGAAUGUUUCGUUGAUUUGGUAUCUGUAAAUACCGAAAAAGAAAUUACAUUGAGAGAAGCUGCAGGAUUUAGUAGUGUCACUGGAUCGCAAGGUUACAAAAGGUGUAAUUGCAAACUAAAGUGCAGAACAAACAAAUGCAUUUGUCGAUUAGCGGGAAUAUUAUGUAAUUCAAAAUGUCACAACAGCAUGCCUUGUGAAAAUAAAUAA
Molecule: messenger RNA, 1287 nt
Organism: Macrosiphum euphorbiae (potato aphid)
Lineage: Eukaryota; Metazoa; Arthropoda; Insecta; Hemiptera; Aphididae
Source: the annotation of a GenBank genome assembly